Hyaena hyaena (striped hyena) is the source of this 1318-nucleotide messenger RNA. It is a transcript of the gene CUNH6orf163, whose product is annotated as chromosome unknown C6orf163 homolog. Lineage: Eukaryota; Metazoa; Chordata; Mammalia; Carnivora; Hyaenidae. The coding region runs from base 257 to 1246 and encodes 329 amino acids. The record is from RefSeq and is a predicted model, not a curated record. The transcript is spliced from 5 exons.
GAGCCACUGCUUAAAUCUUCCCAAAUCCAGUGCCCAUACCUUAUGUGGCAAAGGCUUUCAGAACCAUUCUUUACCAUUAGGCACGUGACUACUACGUAAUCAUGGCAAAUCAUUUCAUCCUUACCAGCUUCUAACAUCAUCCUAAAACCUUGAUCCUCUUCCAGCUUCCGUAAACUUGUAGCUUUUCUUAAAACUUUUUUUUCUGAUCCUAAGAGUACUUUAACUGCACAUAGUAAAAGACAUCUAAAAUUUAAUUAUGAUCCGAAAUCCAAAUUACACAAACUUUGUUUGCUGUGCUGUUUGUAACAAAAUAAUUCCACCAGCCCCUUUUGGAGAAACCUUCAAACGGAUCCACGAAUACAAGCCAUUUAAGACACGCUUUUACACUCACAAAGAUAUACUGGAUAUUGGGGCAGAUAUUCUGAAUAAAGAAGAGCAAUUCCAAGAGGCAGUACUCAAAGAACGUAUUGCAAAAGCAGAAGCUGAUGUGUGGGUUCAGGCUGAUAUACGUCAAAAACAAGCAAUCGAGAAGGCACUUGAAGAAGCAAAUGACAAAUACAAAAUGGAUAUUCAGAUUCUGGAAGAAAAACAUCAAAAAGAUUUACAGGAAAUGACAGCUAAAACCAAGACAGAGAUGCACCAAAACAUGGAAGAUGAGCUACAGAGAGAACACUUGGCUGCGGAACAACGCAUGUUGCAUAGAAUCCAAAGGAUUAUGAUGGAGUGCCACAAGGAGAAGGUCCAGGCUGUGGAGAAGGCCAGGAUGGAAGAGAGAAAGAUGGCCCAGGAGGCAAUCCAGGCCCAGAAAAGAAUGGUCAUGGAGAAAAUUUUGAAUACUGGUGUAACAGUUAUGAAGGAUCAGAAGAAGAGUGUGAACCAACUGAUAAAAGAAAAAGAACAUGAAAUGAAUGUCUACUAUUGUAUGGCUCAGAGGCAGAAGCAAGAAGAGGUUCAGGAAGUGCUCCAAGAAGCUGAGAAGACACAUCAGGCCACGCUUGGAAAUGUAAUGGAUAAGCUGGUUAACACUCAGGGGGAGCUGCUGUCCGUAGCGAAACAACUAGGCAUCAUGACAAAUUGGAAAGAUUUCCUGGAGGAGGAAUUACAGGAAACAAGGGCAGCAUUUCAAAAAUACAUCAAUUAUACAUUUCCUAAGCUUUCACCAGGACAUGCAGAUUUUAUUCUGCCAGAAAGAAAGAAAACACCUUCCAAUCUUAUUAUUCAGGAGAAUGAAACAACUCUUGAUUAGAAGAAGUCUUCAAGUGAAAUCUCACCACAAAAGCCAUUGUUCCAAAGACUAAAUAAAUUAGCUCAAAAACCA